AUGGAUCGAAAACACCGGACCUCACGACAGAGCAAGCCCAAGAACCGUACGAGCAAUGCAUGUGAGGCGUGCAAACGGAGGAAGACCAAGUGUACCGGUCUUCCUGGCCCAUGCGGCGUGUGCAAAGCCGCCGAAACGUUCUGCAACUUCAAUCCGAAACUCGACACACGACGAAAAGUCGCCUACAGCUCCUCCAACAUCCAGGACCGACAACAAUUCUUGAUCACGGCCCUGCUGCAGACCAUCCGACACGCAUCCGAGCACGAUCUCCAGCACCUAAUCACGUUGAUUCGCGAUCCCACUCAACCUGAUGCUGUAGCCGCAUGCCUCCGGGGCCAUGCUGUAACACUACAAUCCAAGGGUAUCAUCCCAAAGCUGGACAUUGACGAAACCGACGUCAUAUCCUUUGCGCUACAGGGUUUGUGUGGUCACCGCAAAAGCCGUCCUAAGCCGCAAGAACAACAGACGAGCAGCAGCGUGAGCACUGGAAGCAGUGGCGGAGACGGCAGCUGCUCAACGGCCUCGACCAGACCCAGCGCAAGCGAUGGCAGAGCCGUGCGCCCCAAGACAGAACAACCCAAUGCGAACGCAUUCGAGCGGAAUCAAACCCCACUGACCAACCUGACGUCCGCCCCACUCGGCCUCAUUGACGAUGAUGAUGACAACAACGACAGCCAUUUCGACACCUUCGACGACUUCGGUUCCCCCCGAAUGUUCGACGGCAGUCUAAUGGAUGACCCGUCGCAGCUAGGCCACCACCACAGCCAGCAAUCCAACGCAUUCCAAACACUCCACGACGACAACGACGACCUGAAACUCGAGCAAAUGUCCACAAACUCGUCCUACACCACCUCCAGCACCGACGCCGAUCCCGACUCAAUUCCCUACCUCGCCGCAGCCGCCGCCCCCGUCACCACCACUGCCGCUACAGCCACGCGACCCCCGCCGACCUCCUCAUCAUCAUCCACCGCCACAGCAAACUCCUUCAGCAUUCCCCCCUUUACAGACUACGGCUACGGCGCCCCCCAGCAGCAGCAGCAGCACUCGCACCACCACCACCAACACCACCUCCAACAAUUCCUCAACUCGUCGACACCACACGCGCUCGACACCAGCAACAGCGCCGCCGGCGUGGUGCCGCCGCCGCCCAUGGCAUUCGGCGACACCCUGGCCUACCACCAGCACUUCAUGACCUACGCGGGCAUCCCGACAACGGCGUCGCCGCGGAGCUUUGGCUUGACGCCUAUGAAGAGCCGUGCUUAG
Molecule: messenger RNA, 1263 nt
Organism: Cyphellophora europaea CBS 101466
Lineage: Eukaryota; Fungi; Ascomycota; Eurotiomycetes; Chaetothyriales; Cyphellophoraceae
Exons: 2
Coding region: 1-1263 (420 amino acids)
Biological process (GO): regulation of DNA-templated transcription
Molecular function (GO): DNA-binding transcription factor activity, RNA polymerase II-specific; zinc ion binding
Source: RefSeq, a predicted model, not a curated record